Messenger RNA from Klebsormidium nitens, 594 nucleotides. The record is from the annotation of a GenBank genome assembly. NCBI's taxonomy places the organism in Eukaryota, Viridiplantae, Streptophyta, Klebsormidiophyceae, Klebsormidiales, Klebsormidiaceae.
AUGCAGGUUCCCUCCUGGAAAACUCUGAGGGCGCUUUGGACAGCUGCAUUGCAGCUGCGGUCUGGAGGAACUGCAGCGAGUGGGGGGCGCGCCAAUUUCCGCAUUUGCGAUCGUGCUGGUGCCGCAACCUCUCGUGGGAUCCGCAUGGGCCGCCACCGCCGACCUGCGCAAGCGCCGCGUCAGCGUGACGUCAUCCGUGCUGGCAACAUUUCUGCACCCCUCCCUCUUCUCCUGGCCCUAGAUGCACGGCUCGGGGGAAAGUUCCGGGCCCCUUCGGCGGCUUUUGACGCAGAUGCUGCAGCUCGGUCAGAAGUCACCAAGGACAAUCCGACUGGCGGCCGUGCAGGCCUCACCCAGGAGAAGAACGGCAGCUUCUCCAAGAAGCGCAAGGGGAACGAGAAGAGCGGUUCUGGCCCGUCAGCUCCAGCGAAGAGGGAGCUCCAGAACAAGAAGAAGAAGCUCAUCGAGGGGCCUUCUGGUCGCGCACUGACCAGGGAGCAGAUUUUUGAGCUUAAGAAGGCUGGGAAGUGCUUUAACACUAGGACCGUUAAGUGUUCCCUUUCGGGAACACUGUUCCCUUUCGGGAACACUUAG